Acromyrmex echinatior (Panamanian leafcutter ant) is the source of this 1250-nucleotide messenger RNA. Its product is annotated as nucleoside hydrolase. NCBI's taxonomy places the organism in Eukaryota, Metazoa, Arthropoda, Insecta, Hymenoptera, Formicidae. The record is from RefSeq and is a predicted model, not a curated record. Gene Ontology annotation, molecular function: hydrolase activity, hydrolyzing N-glycosyl compounds.
AAUAAAUACGGGAGUACAUCUCGUCCAUAUUACACUUCAAUCUGAUAACAUCGCAGAUGCCUUACGUAUAUUUUGCUUUACGGUAAGAAAUUAAGAAUGCUUCCGACGAGAAAAUCCGAAAUAAAUAUGCACGAAGUGGAAGUCUCAAGAAACAUUAUUGUGGACUGCGAUGCCGGUAUCGAUGACGCUUUGGCCUUAAUCGUUCUCUUGGCAAGUCACACUACCAAGAGACUCAACAUUAAGGCUAUCACUUGUGUUAACGGCAACACUAAAGUGAGCAAUGUGGUGAGAAAUGUGUUCAGAACGCUGCACGUAUGCGACUGCACAGAUAUACCUGUUUAUCGAGGAGCGUAUUCGUCUCUGUUGGACACUCCAAAUGCCAAAGAAACAGCAUCAGAAUGUUAUCACGGAAAAGAUGGAUUCGGAGAUAUAUUCACCGAUGAUCCGGAUACAAGUAAACUGCAAGAAGAGCAUGCUGUGUGCGCUUUACACAGAAUCACAUCGGAGGAGCCAGGUAACAUCUCCGUGAUUUGCUUGGGUCCUCUGACGAACAUAGCGAUGACUAUAAAACUGUUUCCAGAGUUUGUGAACAACGUGAAAGAACUUUUUGUAAUGGGUGGAAAUUCAACUGCACAGGGUAACAUAACUGCCCAAGCGGAAUUUAACUUCUACGCAGAUCCGGAAAGCGUGCACAUCGUACUCAACAGCAUCAACAAACCUCUAUGGCUGUUACCAUGGGAAUCCUGUUUAGAGGCCAGAAUUACACAUGAAUGGCGAAGAGAUGUACUAGGCAAAAUAGACAAACCCUGCGUGCACAUGAUGAACAAAAUUGAAGAGAGCAGACGCUCGCAAGCGAAAAAGUAUUUUCCUUAUUAUACCGUGUGCGAUGCUUUCUUAGCUGGAAUUGUGUUGAUACCUCGUAUGGCCAAGAAUGUUGUUCCGUGGCACGCGGACAUCGAGUUGAACGGCAACAAAACUCGGGGCCAAGUUGUCCUCGAUCAUCUGUUGUCGGACAAACCGAAUGUGAAUUUGAUACACAGUUUUGAUUCGGAGAUAUUUAAGGAGAUAUUACUGAACGCAGUGAACACGUUUCGUUCGGGAAACGGAGAAUAACGAAAGAUUGUACAAAAGGACGGGACAUUUCAAGGAAAUAACAAAAGUCAUAUAGACGAGAAGAGACUAGAGAAUUUAUUUUUAAAGUCACAGUUAAGGGAAACAAUAUGGAUUUAAUGGCUUUUGUGCCCGAUCUU